Messenger RNA from Schizosaccharomyces japonicus yFS275, 1108 nucleotides. Its product is annotated as twinfilin. The transcript is spliced from 7 exons. The record is from RefSeq and is a predicted model, not a curated record. Gene Ontology annotation, cellular component: cytoskeleton. Gene Ontology annotation, biological process: negative regulation of actin filament polymerization. NCBI's taxonomy places the organism in Eukaryota, Fungi, Ascomycota, Schizosaccharomycetes, Schizosaccharomycetales, Schizosaccharomycetaceae. The coding region runs from base 76 to 1020 and encodes 314 amino acids. Gene Ontology annotation, molecular function: actin binding.
UAGUGAACUGUACCGUGUCCUCUCCAUUAGUAGCGGCUCAACCGUGUCGGUGUGUACGCAGCCUCCCCGUCUAUCAUGUCUAACAAAUUACAAUUGGAAGCCCAUUCCAGCUUUUCCGACUUUCUAAAUAACAGUCAUCCGUUUACAACUAGUGCAGCUGUAGUCACUAUUACGGACGAAAAAUACUUUUCUGUCUACAAAACCGUUUCUUCCGAUGCACAAAAUGGAUCCGUUGUACAGUCUUUAGAAGCAAUUUUGCCCAAUGACGAGCCAUACUUUAUUUUUGUUCGUGCAGAAACCGACCCCAGUAAACUGCACUUAGUCUCUUUUGUUCCAGAUGAAGCAAAUGUCCGACGUAAAAUGCUUUUUGCAUCAAGUCGUUCGGCCAUCCUUGAUAUCGUUACCUUGGAACGUGUGCAGAAGACACUGUUUGCUACCUCAAAGGAGGAUUUGAAACAGUUGUCCUCGGAUAGCUCUUCUCCCGUUCCCGCUAUAAGUGAAAGAAUCUCAACUGCAAAGGAAGAGAUUAUCCAACAUCGUCCCAAUUCUCAUGCACCUCGGGGAGUUCAUUUGGCUUUGUCAAAAGAUGCAUCUGAUACACUUUCGCAACUGAAGAACGAUCCUGAACACACGCUCAUUGUGCUGUCAAUCACAAACGAAGUCAUUCAAAUGGUUGAGAAAUCUCAGAUCCCACCUUCUCAAUUAAAAUCUCACUUCAGCGAAUCCGAGCCACGUUAUGCUUUUUACACUAUAGCUGCUCCCGGUGGGAAUAAAAUAGUGUUUGUUUACGUGUGUCCUAUGACUUCUACUGUUAAGAAUCGCAUGCUGUACUCCUCCUCCCGCGCAGGUAUUUUAGACUCGGUUAAGGAAUUUUUCCCUGUUGAUGGAAAGAUCGAGUAUGGUAGCGUUAACGAUAUUGAUGAAAACGACUUGAAAACGUCCGUCGGUCUGGAGAAGCCUGCCUCCCAGCAGACUUCCAAAAUGGCAUUCCAUCGUCCAAGACCUCCCCGUAGAAGAUGAAUAUCAACCUGCAUUACUUAAACAAUCCAAUCUCGUUGGUUAAUUCAUGAGACGUUAUAUUAAUGGUUCAAAACUACUUGUACAAAAU